Tribolium castaneum (red flour beetle) is the source of this 928-nucleotide messenger RNA. Its product is annotated as tudor domain-containing protein 3-like. NCBI's taxonomy places the organism in Eukaryota, Metazoa, Arthropoda, Insecta, Coleoptera, Tenebrionidae. Gene Ontology annotation, molecular function: RNA binding. The record is from RefSeq and is a predicted model, not a curated record. The transcript has 3 exons. Gene Ontology annotation, cellular component: cytoplasm; nucleus. The coding region runs from base 1 to 729 and encodes 242 amino acids. Gene Ontology annotation, biological process: mRNA processing.
AUGCCAUUCAAAUACUUUCGUCCAUUCAAAUCACUGGACAAUAAAAACCAAGAAGUGAAAGAAAACACUAAAUUUGACUUGCAAAGACAGGACGCCAUAGCUGAGGCUACUUCAGGUGCGGUGAAAAAAGUAUUCGGAGGUGGCACUAAACCAGCACAAGUCCAGCCACAAUUUCCUAAAAAUACGAAAAAAAAUGAUUUCCCCAAAAAAAAUCCGAAAACUAAAAAUACUGUAACAGUGGAAAUGGACGAAAAACCGCAAAAACCACCAGAAAGAGUCUCGCUGUUUGAUUUUCUCGAGGAUAAAUUGCCCCCGAACGAAGUCAGUGAACCCCCCAAAAACCAACAAAAUCAAAAAAAUUACAACACUUUUUAUCACAAUCAAAAUAAAUACAAAGGCGGUUCGAAGCAAGAUAAUUUCUUCAAACCUAGAAACGAGCCACAAGCUCAUAAAAAUGAAAUGAACGGUUUGACUAACAAUUUCGAGAAAAUGGCAAUUAAUACGCAAUUUGCCAGUCGAAGUCUCAAACAGCAUUUGAAUUUGCUGCCGCAGAAAAAAAAUUCGCAUGAAAGUACUAACGUAAAGUGGAAAGUGGGGGACGAUUGUGUUGCGAAAUAUUGGGAGGAUGGCAAAUACUAUAAUGUUAAUAUAACUGCCGUAACUGAUAACACUUGUGUUGUGAAGUUUAAAGGGUAUGGAAAUAUGGAAGAGGUGUUGAAAAGUGAUUGAGUAAGAUUUUUUGCUAGUUUCUUCCAGUAGAAAUCUUACUCAGGUUUGUGGCAAGUUUCAGCGAUUUGAGGUCAAUUUAUUGUUUCAGGACCAAUGGAAUUUCGGAGGAAUACCAGGACGUACAGGAGGCAAUAGUCAAUUAUCACACUGUUUUUCUACUAAUAAAUAAUACGUAAAAAAUAGUGAUUAUUUUCCGUAA